ACACACAUUCCCCCAACAGAACUAUGGAAAAGGGGCUUACGUGACUUUCACCUCUGCGAUGUCUGCUGAAGGUUUGCAAGAAAUCAGAUAAACAAGGUCAAGAAGGAAGUGGUAAUUUAAUUUUUGGGAGAACAAAGCGUCGGGGAAGGUUCUCACAACCGUUUUCUCCUUGGUUGAUAGUCAUGAUGUGCACGAACACAUGAACAACGUAAUGUUGAAAAAUUAGGCAGUUCAUGAUGGCGGGAGAGGAAAAAGAAAGACCACCGGACACUGACACUAAGGGAGGAGAAAUGAAUGUGAAACUCAUCCAUGUUGGUGUGCAGACCACCAAUGGAUGCGAUGACGUCGCCGCCAAGCCGGCACGUCGCUGCGGUUGCUUCUCCGUGUGUUUCCUCUCGGUGAUCAUCGCAAUAUUAGCCGUGGGGGCAGCAGUCCUCUUGAAGUAUUACGAAAUGCGCAAUCUAAGUCAAUCAUUCCUGGUCGCCCAGCUUGGGGAGGAGGCGUACUCGAUGUUCAAAGCGUACGAUCGGGAUGAUGAUGGAUAUCUCAGCUUGGCCGAGUUUGAGCCACUGCUGACCAAACUGGACACCCAACACAACGAGGUUGUUGACUUCAGUCAGUUCAUGGAAGACAUCGACCCCACUCAAGAGGUGAUCUCUGUUGAAGCUCACUUCCAGCCACUUCGUCAAGACACCAUGACCAAAGACAGAGGGGGUCUGUUUGGUAAGGACCUCGGCAGCCUAGGAGGCCUUGAUAACUGGAACAGCACCUACCAGGAGAUCGCUGGUUUCGGUGUACCACAGUUCACCGCGUUCCUCCCCGACGGGGCAAUCCCUGUGGGCGAAGUCUAUGAGCUCGUCAAGUCCAACCUGAACCAGUUCGCCAACACACUGUCCAGCAACCGUUACUUCCCACCCAAGGUGAUGGGGAGGGAGUUGCUGCUACACAGGCUGCUGAGUAUGUUCCAUCCUCAGCCGUUCCUUCAUACCCGGUUCGGUCCGCAGGGUGCGAUGGCUGUCGUCAGAGCGGAGAGUCAGUUGUAUGUCGAUGUGGUUUUUAGGAUUCAUGCAGAGUUUCAACUGAACAAGCCUCCUGAAAACCCCUUCUGGUUUACUCCAGCUCAGUUCACUGGAAACCUAAUCAUCAGCCGGGACUCAUCACACAUAGAGCACUUCCAUCUCUAUGUACCCUGUAACAGGAGUCUCAAUGUGGACAUGGAGUGGAUGACCGGCCCUGUGGAGAACGAGAACAUGGAGGUGGACAUUGGUCACAUGCCUCAGAUGGAACUGACCGUCCCGUCCCCGUCCAGCCACAUCGCCAUGUAUGGGGAGAACGGAGAGGUCCUACAGGAGGCCAAGCCACCAGUCCGAGACUUGGAGAAUAACAAGAUCACAUGGAAUAGUCAGAUCUCCAUGGAAGAAGCAGUCAGGAUACUAGAGCUGCAUUUUUAUCCAUUCAAAUCGGUGCCUUAUUUGCCCUUCACUGAAGCAUUUCAGCGGGCAGCAGCAGAGGAGAAAUUGGUGCAUUCCAUUUUACUCUGGGGAUCACUGGACGACCAAUCCUGCUGAGGUUCGGGGCGGACUCUUCGAGAGACGGCUCUCGAGAGUUCGCCCGUUACUCAGCUGCUGGACCAACACUUUGUCAGUAGCUGGUCCCUCAUUGCUGAUCUUAAGACCUUCAAGGAGGACACUGACCCUGAGGUCUCCAAACUUGCCACUCUCUGUUUAGAUAAAUACACUUUUCCUGUGCAGAUGAUUAUUUCAUUACCCAAUGGUACCGUAGUGCACAAUGUCAAUGCUAACGAUCUACUUGACUUUAGUAAUGAGUCGCCAACAAUAUCACAGGUGUUUACUGACCCGCUUGUGACGGCAUACAUGAACUUUCUCCACGAAGGACUGAAAAAAGGAAAAAGUUUUCUCUAGGAUGCAACUCAUUGUCCAAGAAUGUUUGAUAAGUAUGGUGCCAUUUUUAUUUUUUUACGAAGAAGAACAAACAAGUUUUUUUUAUAUAGACUGACUCUAUUUUGAUGCCAACUGUCAUCGUUUAAUAUUUAACUUAUUGAAUACUUAACUCCUGAGGCAAUCUAAAUCUACAUGUUGGAACCUUAAUAAACCGACAAAAACUUAAAACUUUGGAUCUAAAAAGAUCAAUGCCAACCGUGAUACAUUUUUUGUAAUUUGUUUAUAUUAACGGAUUUUGGAGCAGUAAGGCUGGAUUGUGAUGGCCAAGGAAACAAGUUUUCUUCUUAGUUUUUGCUUGUUUUCAUUUCUGAAAGGCAAUUAUGUAUCAGUUUUAAUCUUAUUGCUAUCCACAAUGUUUUAACCCUACACUGAUAUUCAGUUCAAAGGCGUAACCAAACAUUUUCACGUGGGAAGGGGGAGGGGGUGUAAGCUGGGGCAAAUACAUAAUUUUGGUAGCUUUUUAAUAAAUUGAUCCAAUCAUUAAAGUGCAUGUUUUCAUUCUCAUAUUUUUAUUUUGGGGGAUGGCAAUUUUUCUUUGGGGAAAAAGGAAAACAAUAACAUUACAAGCACAAACUGUGGAUUAUACCAAUAAUUUACAUGUAAUCAGGCAAUUUAUUUUACCCAGUUAACCCUUUAGUCCCUGCACCGCCCGAGUUUGCUGAAAUCCAAUUUCUCAAGAUUCUUGCAGUAAAUUACUGGAA
Messenger RNA from Asterias rubens (European starfish), 2662 nucleotides. RefSeq names its product selenoprotein N-like. The transcript has 10 exons. Lineage: Eukaryota; Metazoa; Echinodermata; Asteroidea; Forcipulatida; Asteriidae. Gene Ontology annotation, cellular component: endoplasmic reticulum membrane. Gene Ontology annotation, molecular function: calcium ion binding. Gene Ontology annotation, biological process: calcium ion homeostasis; skeletal muscle fiber development. The record is from RefSeq and is a predicted model, not a curated record.